This is a messenger RNA of Batrachochytrium dendrobatidis JAM81, 1413 nucleotides long. RefSeq lists its product as uncharacterized. Gene Ontology annotation, molecular function: ATP binding; MAP kinase activity. The record is from RefSeq and is a predicted model, not a curated record. Gene Ontology annotation, cellular component: nucleus; cytoplasm. The transcript is spliced from 10 exons. NCBI's taxonomy places the organism in Eukaryota, Fungi, Chytridiomycota, Chytridiomycetes, Rhizophydiales. Gene Ontology annotation, biological process: intracellular signal transduction; protein phosphorylation. Bases 60 to 1283 code for a protein of 407 amino acids.
AACUAAACUCACCCCAAACUUUUAUUGUCGAUUUUAAUCAUCACACAAUCCAUAAAAUCAUGUCUACUACACCCAAACCUGCCAUUACUGAAAAGUAUCACUUUCGCAGAGAAAUUGGUCGUGGUGCUUAUGGCUCUGUCUGGGCUGCAAAAGAACUUGCUACUCAACGAGACGUUGCUGUCAAAAAAGUUGGAGCUCGCAACUUUAACGAAACUAUUCUUACCAAGCGAGCACUUCGAGAAAUCAAGCUUCUUCGCCAUCUAAAUGGCCAUGAUAAUAUUGCGCUCCUAAUAGAUGUUGAAAUCAACAGCAAUACCAGCAAUUUUACCGAGCUAUAUGUUGUCGAGGGAAUUAUGGAGGCUGAUUUGAAUCAGAUUAUCCAGUCUGGUCAACAACUCACCAAGCAGCAUUUUCAAUACUUUUUAUACCAACUUUUACGCGGGCUCAAGUGGAUGCAUUCUGCCAACAUCAUCCAUCGUGAUCUCAAGCCUGGCAACCUUCUCGUAAACAGCGACUGCGAACUUCGUAUUUGUGAUUUUGGAUUGGCUCGUGGUAUUUCAGAUGUCAAUUCUCAUCUGGUCAACACCGAGUAUGUGGCCACUCGUUACUAUCGUGCACCAGAGGUGGUGUUAUCACCCAAGCACUAUACCAAAGCCAUUGAUCUAUGGUCAGUUGGGUGCAUUUUUGGUGAAAUGCUUACCGGCCGUGUUCUUUUCAAGGGUGCAGAUUACAUUGAUCAGCUUGAAAAGAUUUUCAAAGUUCUUGGAACUCCACAGGAUCCUGCGCUAACCCGACUAUGUAGCUCGCGUGUAUUCAAGUACCUUCGUGCAUGGCCCAAACGCAGUAAAAUGCCAUUAGAACAAGCAUUCCCUCGUGCAGAUGCUGAAGGUCUUGAUUUUAUCGACAAGCUACUUGUGUUUGAUGCCAGUCAUCGUAUCACUGCAGAUGAGGCUCUUGCACACCCCUUCCUUGCUGUAUAUCAUUUUUCAGAUGACGAGCCAAGCCAUCCAGCUCUUUUUGAUUUUGGGUUUGAGGAAGCCAAGACAAUUGAGGAAAUCAAAGAGUUGAUUGUUACCGAGGUUGCCGAGUUUAAAAAAUCACAGCAACAUCCUACCCCUGAAGCUUUUAAAAGUCCAGUGCGCACUCAACUUAGCAAAGGACCAGAGAUUGACGAAAAGGCAGUCCAGGAUCUACCUCGAUAUGAAGAGGAGAUUGCCCCAGACGGACCCAACAGUCUUGAGGAAGAGCUUCAAAUCCGAGAUCUCAACAUCCGUAACGACUAAUCUCAUCUAGAUGCGUGUUUUCUAGUCAAGUUUAAGCAAUUGAACAGUAGAAUCAGCUAGACCCAAUUGCCUCCACUUUGAUCCUACUGUUUUUCGUUCAAAAAUAAAUAAACUGAUUAUUACCCCUUUA